AUGACUUCAGGUCUUGGAACAUUUGCAAAAAGUCUUACGAAAACCCCCAUAAAAACUGUAAAAGCAUUUGGAGCAUUUGGAAAAAGUUACCUUGAGAUUAGAAAAGCAAAUCUCAAGGAUGGUAAUUUAGCUGCACAUGAGAAAGCGAACUAUGAUGCUACGAAGAUAGCUGGUUCAAUAGUAUCAAGCGCUAUCAGCGCUGCUCGUGAGGCAUACAAAAGGUUUCGAAUCAAAACAAACCCAGAUGGAUCGAAGCAUUACGGUGACACUCGAACGCCGAAAGAAAUCAAAGACACCAUGGAUGCGAACAAAAGAGGCCGUGAAAAGGCGUUAGGUGAAAAAUUAGAUGUGGUAAAGAAAGGACCGCUAUUUAGUAUCAGACCACGUGACAGUACUGGACAUCGAACAGGUCUUGCAACACUUGCAAAAAGUCUUGUGAAGAACCCCACAAAAACUGUAAAAGCAAUUGCAGCAUUUGGGAAAAGUUACCUCGAAAUGAAAAAAGCAAAUCUCAAAGGUGGUAAUUUAGGUCCACAUGAGAAAGCUAACUAUAAUGCUACGAAGAUAGCUGGUUUAAAAGUAUCAAGCGCUAUCAGCGCUGCUCGUGAGGCAUACAAAAGGUUUCGAAUCAAAACAAACCCAGAUGGAUCGAAGCAUUACGGUGAUACUCGAACGCAGAAAGAAAUCAAAGACACCAUGGAUGCAAACCAAAGAGGCCGUGAAAAGGCGUUAGGUGAAAAAUUAGAUGUGGUAAAGAAAGGACCGCUAUUUAGUAUCAGACCACAUGACAGUACUGGACAUCGAACAGGUCUUGCAACACUUGCAAAAAGUCUUGUGAAGAACCCCACAAAAACUGUAAAAGCAAUUGCAGCAUUUGGGAAAAGUUACCCCGAAAUGAAAAAAGCAAAUCUCAAAGGUGGUAAUUUAGGUCCACAUGAGAAAGCUAACUAUAAUGCUACGAAGAUAGCUGGUUUAAAAGUAUCAAGCGCUAUCAGCGCUGCUCGUGAGGCAUACAAAAGGUUUCGAAUCAAAACAAACCCAGAUGGAUCGAAGCAUUACGGUGACACUCGAACGCCGAAAGAAAUCAAAGACACCAUGGAUGCGAACAAAAGAGGCCGUGAAAAGGCGUUAGGUGAAAAAUUAGAUGUGGUAAAGAAAGGACCGCUAUUUAGUAUCAGACCACGUGACAGUACUGGACAUCGAACAGGUCUUGCAACACUUGCAAAAAGUCUUGUGAAGAACCCCACAAAAACUGUAAAAGCAAUUGCAGCAUUUGGGAAAAGUUACCUCGAAAUGAAAAAAGCAAAUCUCAAAGGUGGUAAUUUAGGUCCACAUGAGAAAGCUAACUAUAAUGCUACGAAGAUAGCUGGUUUAAAAGUAUCAAGCGCUAUCAGCGCUGCUCGUGAGGCAUACAAAAGGUUUCGAAUAAAAACAAACCCAGAUGGAUCGAAGCAUUACGGUGAUACUCGAACGCAGAAAGAAAUCAAAGACACCAUGGAUGCAAACCAAAGAGGCCGUGAAAAGGCCAGGGGUUGAAAAGGUUCUCAUAUUACAUAAAACUCAUUUUUUUCCGUAGAACUCUUUGAGUUAAAACCUCGAGUUCCAAGGUUUUUAUAAGAAAACUCGCGAAGAGCCUAGUUCUAAAAGUUUCUUAUUUGUAGGCUGAAAUUCCAAGUUUUUAGUUCCAAAAGUUUCUUAAUUAGUUUCUUAAUUUUCCUAGUUAAAAAAAGAUUUCUUAUAUCAAAUAAAUAGCUAGUUCUAAAAGUUCCUUUAUAUUUUGGACUAGUUUGGUUUAAAAAUAAAAAAUAUAAUAUUUUUCGU
Molecule: messenger RNA, 1821 nt
Organism: Hydractinia symbiolongicarpus
Lineage: Eukaryota; Metazoa; Cnidaria; Hydrozoa; Anthoathecata; Hydractiniidae
Exons: 4
Coding region: 1-1536 (511 amino acids)
Source: RefSeq, a predicted model, not a curated record